This is a messenger RNA of Bemisia tabaci, 1139 nucleotides long. Lineage: Eukaryota; Metazoa; Arthropoda; Insecta; Hemiptera; Aleyrodidae. The record is from RefSeq and is a predicted model, not a curated record.
UGUAAAUGGGACGAACAGUUGACUUGCAUAUUAAUGUCAUGCUCGUCGUGUCAUGAUGGAUUGGAAGUUCUUCUCGAAAAUGAUAAUUUAAAAAGAAGUGGGUGUUUACGUUUUGUUGGACGAAAACAAAUAUAGAACGCAAGAUCUGACAUGUGUCGUAGAAGGUGAUACCUUAAAGUGAGGGCUGAUGUUUUUGCGGGUGGAAGAAUGCAUGUUCUCGACAUUUGUCAGUAUCUCGCCAUACUUUACGGGGUUGAGAUUUUGAAGAGCAAUGCCGCGGCAGCUACAACAACUGAAGGGAUUAGUCCCAGAGUAUACCAUGAGAUUAAAAAGAUUUGUAAGGAGCAUGGCAUAAUUCAUGACGUCAUUGGUGGUGCUCCUGAGCACAAAAUGAAGGUAGCUUAUAACAAGAACGAUUAUAUAGACUUUGGUACAUUUUUGACGGUAGAUCAAAUAAAAGAAAAGCCAACAUUGAUUGAGUGGCCAUGUUCAUCAAAUUUGCUGUAUACACUCAUGCUAAUAAGUCCAGACUAUCCGACUCGAGAGAAUCCGAAAGAAAAAGAAUGGCAAUACUGGCUGGUCACAAACAUUCAUGGAGGGGAUUUAAAGCUUUCGCAAACACUAACUGAAUAUUCUCCUCCAACAGAAAUACAUGGGAAAGAGCCGCACAGAAUGAUCUUUAUGGUGUUCUUACAAUCAGCGCCACGAGCUGUAAAUUUCAAUGAACCUUACAUAAAAAAAGAGACCCGUCGCAUACCUCCGGGACAAUUUGAUCUCGGUCUUUUUCAGCCCAUUGGUCGUAUGUUCCCAAUGUCGCUCAGAACGAUUUCUAAAGAACGUGCGCAUUUUAACACAAGAGAAUUUGCCAAGAAGCAUAAUUUUACGAAGCUGGUUGCGUUGAAUUUCUUUUUGAUGAAACCUACGAAAAAGACUUAGAAUCUACGCAUUACAGAGACAAAGACAUGAUUGAGUUUGAAAACCUUUAAUCUGUGUAAUGAGCUCUAAUCUCCAGUCGAUUUAUCCUCAAAAUAUUCAGUAAGUUGGAAAUAUAAUUAUUCUCAACGAGGGUUCUCGUAUUAUUCCUGAAUCUUUUGUCCACAAUUAAAAUUGAGGGAAAAAAAUAAUAAAUAUGUAAUUCA